Molecule: messenger RNA, 5063 nt
Organism: Limulus polyphemus (Atlantic horseshoe crab)
Lineage: Eukaryota; Metazoa; Arthropoda; Merostomata; Xiphosura; Limulidae
Product: F-box only protein 11
Exons: 18
Coding region: 92-2512 (806 amino acids)
Biological process (GO): regulation of apoptotic process; protein ubiquitination; ubiquitin-dependent protein catabolic process
Molecular function (GO): protein binding; zinc ion binding
Source: RefSeq, a predicted model, not a curated record
AAGAAAAUGGCUACCCUCCAGGAAUAAAGUUUUCUCGGUUGUUUUUAGUUUCUUUGUCAGUUACUUAAGUUAUAUCAGCAUUUUUGCCAUUAUGUCUUAUUCCACAGUAAGAAUGACCCGUCAAAACGUACGGAAGACAAAAAAAAAGAACUUGAAACGUUUCGUUUUGCCACCAUUAGUCAACGACACAGUUGUAAACUAUCAGGACAAUGGUUUCUGCUCUCCUGGACGGCCAGGCAUGUGUACCACACAUCAACCUCCCUAUGACCUUCGGCGAAAACUCUCACUUCAAGAAAGUGGAUGUCCUGGGUCCAGUAGUGGUUGUGGUGGAAGAGGACCAGGCUGCAACCAAGUGAUGAUACCUCGUAAACGUCCAAAGCGUUCAUGUUCUUCUGCUGAUGAAGUGGAUGCUGCUCAUUAUCUCUUGUAUGAAAUACCCGAUGAGUUAGUGUUAAAUAUAUUCUCAUAUUUGUUGGAACAAGACCUGUGUCGAGUUGCCCAGGUCUGUAAGCGCUUCCACACUAUCAGUAACGACACCGAACUCUGGAAAAACCUUUACCAGAGUGUGUAUGAAUAUGACCUUCCACUGUACAAUAUGGGACCUUGCAAAUAUGCAUUUGUACAGCUUGAUGAAACAGAAAAUGAAAACCCAUGGAAAGAGAGUUUUAGACAGUUGUAUCGGGGCAUACACGUUCGCCCAGGAUACCAGGAACUUGUAGAAAACAAUCCAGAACGUUACAGUGGGAGAAAUAUCAUUUAUUUUGACACAAUUGAGCACGCUUUAGAGUCUGAGGAAUAUGAGAAUUCUUUGAUUUUCAUCCAUUGUGGUGUUUAUAAAGGAGACUAUGUUAUUUACUCCAAUGUGACAUUGAUUGGGGCAGCUCCAGGCAAUGUUGCAGAAAAUGUUAUUUUAGAAAGGGAGUGUGAGUCUACUGUUAUGUUCACCAAAGGUGCUAGAGAAGCAUUCUUGGGGUUUGUUACGCUUAAGGGGAUUUAUGAAGAGAAUGAGAUUAGUCACAAUGCUUUAGCAGGUGUAUGGGUUAAAAACCACGCCAACCCCAUCAUGAGAAGAAAUCACAUCCAUCAUGGUCGAGAUGUUGGUGUUUUUACUUUUGAUAAUGGACUGGGUUACUUUGAAGCCAAUGAUAUUCACAACAAUAGAAUUGCUGGAUUUGAGGUUAAAGCUGGGGCCAAUCCAACAGUUGUAAGGUGUGAGAUUCACCAUGGUCAAACAGGUGGCAUUUACGUUCAUGAGAAUGGAAGGGGUCAGUUUAUCGAAAACAAAAUACACUCCAACAAUUUUGCUGGAGUUUGGAUCACCUCCCACAGUAAUCCAACAAUCAGACGCAAUGAAAUAUAUAAUGGGCUUCAAGGUGGGGUAUACAUAUUUGGUGAAGGAAGAGGCCUUAUAGAACACAAUAAUAUCCAUGGUAAUGCACUUGCAGGCAUCCAAAUCCGCACCAACAGUGAUCCAAUUGUCAGGUACAACAAGAUCCAUCAUGGUCAACACGGUGGAAUCUACGUGCAUGAAAAGGGACAAGGUUUGAUUGAAGAAAACGAGGUUUAUGCUAACACUCUGGCGGGAGUGUGGAUCACUACAGGCAGCACCCCAGUUCUUCGUCGUAACCGUAUUCACAGUGGUAAACAGGUAGGAGUUUACUUCUAUGACAACGGACACGGUCGUCUUGAAGACAACGACAUUUAUAAUCACCUGUACUCAGGAGUCCAGAUCAGAACUGGCAGUAACCCAAUUAUACGGAGAAACAAAAUUUGGGGAGGACAAAAUGGUGGGGUUUUGGUGUAUAAUGGUGGCCUAGGGAUCUUAGAACAGAAUGAAAUUUUUGAUAAUGCCAUGGCUGGUGUAUGGAUUAAAACUGACAGCAAUCCCACUCUCCGGAAAAAUAAAAUUUAUGAUGGCCGGGAUGGUGGUGUUUGUAUCUUUAAUGGAGGUAAAGGCAUCCUUGAAGACAAUGACAUUUUCCGAAAUGCCCAGGCUGGCGUGCUCAUCAGCACUCAGAGUCAUCCUGUGCUUAAAAGAAAUCGAAUUUUUGAUGGUUUGGCAGCAGGUGUGGAAAUUACCAACAAUGCAACAGCCACUUUAGAAUACAACCAGAUUUUUAAUAACAGAUUUGGUGGCCUAUGUUUGGCCAGUGGUGUGCAGCCUAUUCUGAAAGGAAACAAGAUUUUUGACAACCAUAACGCUGUAGAGAAGGCAGUCACUGGUGGUCAGUGCUUGUAUAAGAUCUCCAGCUAUACUAGUUUUCCUAUGCAUGACUUCUACAGAUGUCGUACCUGCAAUACCACAGAAAGAAAUGCCAUCUGUGUGAAUUGUAUAAAAACUUGUCAUGCCAGGCAUGACGUGGAAUUCAUUCGACAUGAUAGAUUUUUCUGCGACUGUGGAGCAGGCACUUUAAGUAAUCAGUGCCAAUUACAAGGUGAACCCACUCAAGACACAGACACUUUGUAUGAUUCUGCUGCUCCAAUGGAAUCCCACACUCUGAUGGUCAAUUAACAUUUGUUUGUGCAUUACACUUGACCACUUCUUCCACAGCAUUUUAAAGAUGAAGAAACUGUUGGAGCAGAUAGGAGGUCCCAUGUCACAGUUUCUAGUCAGACUUUGGUUUGCAAGAAUCACCAAAAUACUCCUCGAGACUAUGCUUGAAUCUCACCGUAAUCAAAGAUCUCCUGCAGUAAUAUGACCAUCAAGCAAAGGUAAAAGAUCUGAAUCUCCAGUUUUUGUUUUCACCUUUCUCGGAGCUGUUCCACUCACAGUUGCAAUAUCUGGACAGUUUUUCCAGUUCUACUGUAAGGUGAUACAUUACCUACUUCAAGGGUCCUGAUCAGCAUUAGCCUAACACCAGGCAAGAUGUUUUCAGAAAAUACAGCUGAAACACAUCAUUCAUUUGUGCUGUAAUAAUACCGAUAUUCCUAUCUCAUCAGAAUUGUACAUACAUAUAUAUCAAAACUGCAUAAUCUUCAAUCUUAGAGCCCUUUUAAACAUCACCAAUGAGUGCAAGAAGGAACUCUUCAAGAAUUAAAUCUGGUUAUCCUAUGAAAUUUUUCCUGUAUAUAGAUUAUGUCUGAAAGCUAUUCUUCACAGUGUUGAAAAAUCAGAUUCAGGUAUCAAUAUACAUUGCUUCUACUACUACUACUACAAAGCACUCUCGAUGACUGUUGCACCAACGCUUUUUUUCCUCCACCUGUCGUAUUUAAGGUAAAAAAAAGCACAUUAUGCUGUCAUGUACAUAGGAGUCUACUUGCCUUUAUAAAGUAAUGGGGUUAUUGAAAGUUACAGGCUCCACUGUCCUGACGGAUACAUUGCUCCAUGUUGCUGGUGUUAUAUACGUAAGAAAAGCCCGUGUUUACAAAUUAAGGAAGAAUUACAUGAUUGUACGUGCAUAAUGAAAACUGAUUAAUAGUGCUAUUUCUUACAUAAAAAUUUAAUAUUAUAAAAUAUGAUAAAAACACCCAAGUUUUUUUUUUCAUAUGAUUUUCAGAUAUAGUUAAGUCCAUUUUUUGUUAAAACAUGAGGAAUGAAAUGGAUUAUCUACUUUUCCCUAAAAUAAUCAAGAACUAGAAGUAUUUAAACAGAAUUGUAUUAUUAACAAGAUUAGAAUUUUAUUUUAUCAAUGUGAAUUGAACUUCUUUAGUGAAAUGGUAGUGUAAUACUGGUAACCCUGCUUUUCCAUUUUUGAAGUGCCAAAACACCUGUGAUUUCAAACUUCUGAAAUUGUUUUCCUUCUCAUCUCAGCCAAGAAAGAUUCCAUGGCUCUGUUGUUGUUUUUUUUAAUUACAGUUAACUAAUCUACAAGUGUUGAUGUUUCCCAAUUCAGUUUUCUUAUAUUUAGUAAGAAAGAAAUAAUUUAUGAUUUGUAUUUUUUUUAUAUGAAUGUAAAAUUUAUUGGGAUAAUGAGCCAUAUAACUGUUGUCUGGAAGUAUUAAUCAUGUUUUCUAUUUUGAAAACAAAAUUAUUGAAUAUAUAAGCCUUUUUAUGUUAAUUACAAAAUUAUGUGUAGCUGUGAAGAAUAAAUUUCAUUGGGCAAAGGUAAGUUGAGGGUUAAGAAAGUAAAAAUUUCUGUGAAUUCAUAUGGUCAUCAGAGAGCAUUUUAAAAAUGAACAAAUUAGGACAACUAAGUUAUUUAAAAGAAUCCUAAUCAGGUAUUUUUUUUUUAAAAAGUGUUGGUAUUAAGAGAUGGGGAAGCACGUGCGUAUUACUUUAAUAAUUAUUGUACAUAGAAGUGAAAAUGUUGUGUGUUUGUAAUAUUUUGCUUGCACAGUGCCUUAGCACUGCCAUUUACUAGCUGCACGGUCACGUAGGUUAGAUUUCUGUAUUUGGUAGCCUAGAUCGGCAGAAAGGUUAGCUUCCAACAGCCUUAUCUGUUCUACUGGGAAAUUUUACUUUUUAAAUUAAGGGGUAGUGUGUGUGUGUUUUUCUUGUACAGUUAUAGUCAGUAACCGGUAUGAUACAUUCAUAGUCGUAGAUAGUGUAGUUUAUCAUGUGGUAAGUCACAUACAAUGGUUUUGGGGACACGAUGCUUAAUGGGAAAUCACAAGCAUCUUUUACACCCAUGUGGAUAUGUCUUUGUAAUAUAUUAUUCACCUUUCUGUUGAAAUAUACAUAUACCUGCUUUCUGUACUUAUGAGCUACUUGUGUCAUUAUUGAAACAAUUUUAAAAUAUUGCAUAUUACUCUCCUGUUAUAACUAAUAGUUUACUGUAAAAUAUCAUUAGUACACUUGUACUAAAAUCGUACACAAUUUCGAGUUAACAUUAUUUUUGUGAUGUACUUUAAGAAUUAUAUGUGCAAAACCUAAAGCUUGUAAACUUGUCAGUUUAGCUUAGCAUUGAUUUGGGACUUUUGAUAUGUUUAACCUUAUUAUCAUUGGCAAAGUAAUAUUCUGUUUAUUUAAAUGAUUAUUACUUAUGUAUUUAACACACCCACCACAAAUUAAACAUUUUAACUCUUCAAAAGCAUGGUAUUACAUACGUUAUUUCCAAUGUAAAUAGUUAAGAAAAUAUACAAACUAUUUUUUCACGCUUUUAUAACAAGUACUGGCUAGAGCU